AUGUAUCUGGAGGCCCUGGAGCGGUAUCCCAACGACGAGGCGAUUGACCAGGCGGCGGAGAAGCGAUUGUUGCGCAAGCUCGACAUGCGAAUUCUGCCGUUGCUGGGCAUCUGCUAUUUCUUCUAUUACGUCGACAAAACCACGCUCUCGUACGCCGCCAUCUUCGGCAUCAAAAAGGACCUCAACCUCGUGGGCGACGACUACUCAUGGCUGUCGAGCAGCUUUUACUUUGGCUGGCUGAUCUGGGCCAUCCCGUCCAACCUCCUCAUGCAGCGCAGCCCGCCCGCCUAUUACCUGGCCUUCAACAUCUUCAUGUGGGGCGCGCUGCUCAUGUGCCAGGCCGCGGUGAAGAAUCUGCAAUCCCUGCUGGCCCUUCGGAUUCUGUCUGGGGCCUUUGAGGCAAUUGCCGACCCGGCCUUUAUGCUCAUCACGUCCAUGUACUACACGCGGGCGGAGCAGCCGUCGCGGAUAUCUGCGUGGUAUGCGUUUAAUGGAGUCGGUGUUGCUGGGGGUGGUCUUAUUGGAUACGGCAUCGGCCAAAUCAAGGGAAUGCUGCCGUCAUGGCGCUACGAGUUCAUCAUUGUCGGUGCCUUUUGCGCCGCUUGGGGAAUCUGCCUCUUCAUCUGCCUGCCCAACUCGCCUCGAACCAUCUGGGGCUUUACGCAUGACGAGAAGCUCAUCAUGAUUGCGCGGAUGAGACGCAACCAGACGGGCGUGGAGCAGAACAGAAUCAACUGGAAACAGAUCAAGGAGGCCUAUCUGGACUACAAGACCUGGCUCUUCACGCUGCUUGGCUUCGUGUCCAAUAUCCCGAAUGGCGGUAUUUCCAACUUUUCGACUCUAGUCAUCCAGGGCCUGCAUUUUGAUACGCUGCAUACGGCUCUGUUGGGCAUUCCGCAGGGUGUGCUGGUGGUGAUUUGGAUUGGGCUGGGUGCCUUGGCGAAUAGGUUUAUGCCAAAUAACUGCCGGACGCUUGUCUGUGCGCUGUUUAUGCUGCCCACAAUUGCUGGAGCCCUGGGGUUCUUGCUUGCUCCAAACGAUGCAUAUGUGGGGAGACUGAUUUGCUUCUACUUGACCGGCUCAUACCAAGCCUCAUUCGUCAUUUCUCUCUCUCUCAUCACCUCAAACACCGGUGGGCAGUCGAAGAAGAUGAUUGUCUCGGGCAUGAUCUGGUUCGGUGCCUGCAUCGGCAACAUUGCCGGUCCCUUCUUCUACAAGGCCAACCAGGCGCCGUCAUAUCAUCUUGGGAUUGGCUCUCUCCUCGUUGCCAACUGCAUCGAACUGGCGCUCUUCUUUGUGUUCCGCUACGCCUUUAUAUGGGAGAAUAAGCAAAAGGAGAAGCUUCGAGCGGAGCUGGAAGAUCGCGGGGAGCUUAUUGCUGGCGAGCUGAAUGCCACGGCGUUUGUUGACUUGACGGAUAAGGAGAAUCCGAAUUUUGUGUAUGUUUACUGA
Trichoderma atroviride IMI 206040 is the source of this 1452-nucleotide messenger RNA. RefSeq lists its product as uncharacterized. Gene Ontology annotation, cellular component: membrane. Gene Ontology annotation, biological process: transmembrane transport. Gene Ontology annotation, molecular function: transmembrane transporter activity. Lineage: Eukaryota; Fungi; Ascomycota; Sordariomycetes; Hypocreales; Hypocreaceae. The record is from RefSeq and is a predicted model, not a curated record.